This is a messenger RNA of Sphaerodactylus townsendi, 8538 nucleotides long. RefSeq names its product fer-1-like protein 4. Lineage: Eukaryota; Metazoa; Chordata; Lepidosauria; Squamata; Sphaerodactylidae. Gene Ontology annotation, biological process: plasma membrane organization. The record is from RefSeq and is a predicted model, not a curated record. Gene Ontology annotation, cellular component: membrane. The transcript is spliced from 45 exons.
UCGCACCUGGUCAGCACAGCACUGAGCCAAGUCCUGGCAACACCAUGGCAUUGAGUGUCAGCGUUAAGAGAGUCACCCAGCUGCCAGGGGCAGGGGAGAGGCAGGUGCAACUCAGCUUCCGAGGUUUUACUCAGAAGACCAAAAAGAUACGCUGUGGCCAAGAAGCUGUCUUUGGAGAGCUCUUUCGGUGGCCACAUUAUAGAAAGCUCAUUAUGGAAGAGAUGUUGCUAGUUAAAGUUUACAACUGCAGUAAAGUAUUCAGCAAUAGACUACUUGGUACCUUAGUCAUCAGCCUUCAGCACCUGGUAACAUCCGGAAGACUGACCAUCAAAGAGGCUCUUGUUGACAAAAACCACAGAAUCACUGGAAUAUACAUUGAAUUAGACCUGAAAUACCAACCUCCUGAUGGCUCAGCAGGAACGUGGGCUGAAGAAGACUUUGUCUAUCAGAUGAAUGACAGUUCAGAGGUUAUCAUCCGCAACCCUGGAUUUGAGGAACUGGAACUUGAGGAUGUGAAACAAGCAGCUGAUCUGGACAGGAAGGCUGCAGCACUUGGCAGGAAACUUGUAAAAGGCCUGGAGACUGAUGACGAUGACGAUUAUUAUGAUGUAUCAGACAUGGAGUUCUCAGGCAUUGUCUUCACCCCUGUGAAGAGCCGUUCGAGAGUCUUCUCCAAAUGGGACCUGUACGCUACUCCUAGGCCACAGAACUUUCAGAUUGGCAUCAAUGUAAUUGAAGCCCAGAAAUUGGUGGGAGUGAACAUUGACCCUUUUGUGGUUGUGAGAAUUGGUGAUGAAAAGAGACACACUGCGACACAGAAGUCAACCAACUGCCCAUUUUACAAUGAGUAUUUUAUGUUUGAAUUCCAUGAACCAAGAGAAGUUUUAUUUCACAGACUCAUUGAAAUUUCUGUCUUUCAUUCGAAGAAGAUCCCAUUCUUAGGUACGCUCAUUGGGACAUUCAAGAUUGAUCUAGAGACUGUUUACAGCCAGCCAGAUCACAGAUUUUACCAGAAGUGGGCUGUUCUUAAUGAUCCAAAGGACACCAGAGCAGGAAUUAAAGGAUAUGUAAAGUGCAACAUCUCUGUACUGGCACGGGGUGAUGUAAUGAGUUCUAUUCCUACUACCUCCACCAGCCAGCAUGAAGAUAUUGAAAAGAACUUGCUGCUGCCUAAAAGAAUCCCAGCUGAGCGGCCUUGGGCCAAAGUUUGCAUCAAAAUUUACAAAGCAGAUGGAUUGCCCAGCAUGAGUGCAGGAAUCAUGGGUGGUUUUUCAAAGAUUGUGGGUGAGAAGAAAGUCUUCAUUGAUCCAUAUGUGCAAGUUUCAUUUUCUGGACAACAGGGAGAAACAUCAGUUGAAAGUAACACCACGGAACCUAUAUGGAAUGAACAGAUCAGCUUCAUUGAGAUGUUUCCUCCUCUUGUUCGAAAGAUCAAAGUCCAAGUGUUGGAUGAUGCAAACAUUGGAGAUGUUGCUCUUGCUACAUACUUCAUUGAUCUGAAGCAGAUAUCUGACCCUGGAAGAAACGGCUUUAAUCCCACUUUUGGUCCCACUUGGGUGAAUUUAUAUGGUUCACCUCAGAACUCAGCUCUGCGAGAUGUCCACAAAGAUCUCAAUGAAGGUCUGGGAGAAGGUAUAUUCUACCGUGGGCGCCUUCUCAUGGCCAUUUCUGUGGAGAUCUUCAGCACUCUCCAAGCAGCAGAAAAAAAGCCUGUGGAGGUUCUCAAAGGUGCUCUAAGCAAGCUCAAAUUGAAGAAAAAAAGUAAAAAGGCCAAGGAGAAAAACAGAGUGUCUUUCAAAGCGCAACAGCAAAGCCAGGCUGAGGUUGGUGUCCCUGAGGAGGCAGAGCAACCAAGUGAGGUGAUUGUGGAGGUAGAUGAGCUACAUCCUCUCCCAGAGAAUGCACUGGGAGUUAAAGAAGAAUUCCUCCUUUUUGCCUCCUUCUUUGAAGUCACUAUGAUGGAUCCAUCAAUAAGUACCAAGCCUGUUAAAUUUGAGAUCUCUAUAGGGAACUAUGGUAAAGCUGAAGAAGUUUUGACCAAGGCUUCUAAGAAGGGUGAGAAAGAAGAAAGGAGUGAAGACAAGCAGCCUUUACUUGAACCCAGUUCUGAGGAUGAACUGGAUGUUGAAGUCCUACCCCCAAGCACAACUUUGCUCCAAAAAUCUGUUACUGCAAGCCAAAGACCAGAGCCCACAGAAUUUGACAGCUCUUACAGCUGCCUGUCCAUGCUGCACGAUAAACCUUGUGUGUAUGUCUGGAGCUACUGGGAAGACUAUACCUGGAGACUCUGCAAUUCAAACUGGAUUGUCAAAAUAGCAGAGCGUUUGGAACAUGGGCUGGAAGAUGUGGAGAAGCUCUUGAGGAGACCAAAAUCCAAAGCAGAUGAGAGGCUUCGGCAGGUCCUGGAAGAAUUUGUGGCAGGAUGUAGGCAGUAUUCACUUAAUGCAGACAAAAAGCCAAUGGCCCGUCCAAAUAACCUUGACCGCUGUCGGAUGAAGUCACUGCCACAAAACAUUGCGAGGGGAGAAUCCCAGCGCCUUAUAAGGAGGCAUGUAACUUGACAAUCACGCACCAACGUCAAGGAGAAAGUCAAUGAGGCAAAGACAAUCCUCUCAAAACUCCGCUUCCUAGCUAAAGAGCCACAGUGUACUGUCCCAGAUGUCUUGAUCUGGAUGUUUAGUAACAACAAGCGGAUAGGGUAUACAAGAAUCCCGGCCCAGAAUAUCUUGUACUCGGUGGUAGAAGAGGAGAAAGGCAAGGAUUGUGCCAAGAUCCAAACUAUCUUUUUAAAGGUUCCAGGGUCACGCACUGGAGAAAUCCUUGCAAAACUGGAAAUCUACAUGUGGCUUGGGGUAACUAAAUAUGUCAAGAACAGCACUGCAGAUCUACCUGAGGAGUUCAAACCAAUUUAUGAAAAGGCACAGCCUUCUACAAGGAUUCCAGCUUACCUCCCACCUAGUCAGCUCAACAGAGAUGACUUCAGUUACUUUCAGUUGCGAGCCCAUUUAUAUCAAGCUCGGGGGAUUCUCCCAGCCGAUGAAAAUGGCCUUUCUGAUCCAUUUGCAAGAGUGGUGUUUUCAACUCAGUGCCAGACUACAAGUAUCUUGGAAGAGACAUUGAGCCCAAUGUGGAAUGAAUUACUUCUAUUUGAUCAACUAAUUAUUGAUGGAAAGAAAGAGGACUUGAAGACAGAGACUCCGAUUGCUGUUGUCAAUAUCUUUGAUCACAAUAAAUUUGGCUCCCCAGAAUUCCUUGGCCGAGCUUUUGCUGCUCCACUGGUGAAGCUGGUAGAUGAGCCUUACAGAAAACCUGAACUCCAAUUUUUUGAUAUUUACAAAGGGCAUAGAGCAGCUGGGGAAUUGAUUGCUGUAUUUGAGCUGAUCGAAUUGGAUUAUAGUGGCUAUUUGGAGCCAUCAGUGCCCCAUGAUGUUGAGCCUAAGGAGUUAGAAUAUCUAGGGGAUCCUCGUUCUGGACGAUUCAUUAUCCCUGAGGGAAUCCGACCAGUUCUUAAGGAGUUUCGCAUAGAGAUCUUGUUUUGGGGGCUGAGAGACUUGAAGCGUGUGAACUUGUUCGAAGUUGACCAACCACAGGUGAUCAUUGAAUGUGCUGGGAAGAAAGUGGAAUCAGAAGUGAUAACAUCUUUCAAAGAGAAUCCAAAUUUCACUGAACUUGUCAAAUUUGUUGAUGUGGAGCUCCCAGAGCAGGUAUAUUUGCACCCACCCCUCAGUAUUUUUGUGGUGGAGAAGAGGGCUUUUGGACGCACAGUCAUGGUGGGAACUCACAUAGUAUCACAUAUUAUGAAAUUUGCUCCUAAAGAGCUAGAUGAAUUUGAAGAGGAAACAGACACCCCACCCAAAAUGCGGAAAGCCUCAGCUCGACCUAACAUCACUAAAACAGUGCGGAACCUUGGUGCAGCGGCUGGAAAUACUGUGCUAAACAUUGGUGCAGCGGCUGGACAGACAGUAAUAAGUAUGGGCACAGUUGCUGGUGACCUAGGUAGCAAAGUAAAUCCCCUUAAGCUUGUAAAGGCACCUCUGAAAAAAAUUCCUAUUGAUAAACUGAUGCCAACAAAGGAAGAAUUUGAGGAGGAAAAGCCUGAAAUGGAGGAACUGGAUUGGUGGUCUAAAUACUAUGAAUCAUUAAAGGAAAUGAAUAAUCUGUCCCCUAGUGAUGAAGAGGAUGGUGACAAUGAUGACCCCAAUGAUCCAGAAGGAGGGAAUCUAAAUGUUGCUUCUCUGGACGUGGAUGCAGAAGAAGACGGGACAGUUGAAGUCGAGCCAGUUCGUCCCAAAAGGAAACUAAUAGCCACAUUAAAGAUUUACAAUGCAGAGCUGGAAAAUGAAUUUGACAAUUUUGAAGACUGGCUGUAUAUUUUCCCACUGCAUCGUGGGAAAGCAAAUGAGGAUGAAGAUGGAAAUGAGGAAGAUAAGUUUGUGGGGAAAUACAAGGGUUCAUUCUACGUUUACCGGUCUGAAGAGGUAGGUGCAGAACACAAGAUUUCCCAAGGCAUCCCCAGAAACAGACCUAUUAAGGUCCUUGUCCGAAUUUACAUAGUCAAAGCAACAAACCUGACACCAGCAGACCCCAAUGGCAAGGCAGAUCCUUACCUUGUGAUUACAAUUGGGCAACAACGGAAAGAUACCAAAGAGAGAUACAUUCCAAAGCAACUCAAUCCAGUCUUUGGAGAGGUGCUGGAGCUGACCAUUUCUUUUCCUAUGGAAUCCGAGCUCAGUGUAUCAAUAUUUGAUCAUGAUUUGGUGGGAUCUGAUGACUUAAUAGGAGAAACAAAGAUUGACUUGGAGAACCGAUUCUACAGUAAACACAGAGCCAACUGUGGAGUGGCCUCACAAUUUGACACAGAGGGCUACAAUGAGUGGCGAGAUGCUUUCAAGCCCACACAAAUCCUGGAUAGUUUGUGCAAGAAGAGUGCGCUCCCCUUGGCUGAGUACAGAAAGGAGGAAGUAAAAGUGAACAAUAAGAUUUUUAAGAUCCCACCAGAAGCUUUCCCUGAAGAGGUUUUUGUGAAAGACCAGAAAGAAAAUGAAGAUGAGACAUGGUCAGCUUAUGAUGAGCACAAGGCUUUGUAUGUUCUUCAGCACUGGGAUGAAAUGCCAGAAUAUGGGCAUGAAUUAGUACCAGAACAUGUAGAAGUUCGAUCUCUUUACAGUCCAGACAGCCCUGGCCUCCAGCAGGGCUCUUUGCACAUGUGGAUUGACAUGUUUCCAAAUGAUGUCCCUGCCCCACCUCCUGUCAACAUCAAACCACGUCUGCCAGUCAGUUAUGAGCUACGUGUCAUUAUCUGGAAUACAGAUGAUGUGGUGCUUGAUGAUGUCAAUCCAAUAACAGGAGAAACCUCCAGUGACAUCUACGUGAAAAGUUGGAUCAAAGGGCUGCAGAAGGACAAGCAAGAAACAGAUGUUCACUUUAACUCUCUGACUGGAGAAGGCAACUUCAACUGGAGGUUUGUGUUCCGCUUUGAUUACCUGCCGACCGAGAAAGAGAUAACUUACAAGAAGAAGGACUCCAUCUUCUCUCUAGAGGAAUCUGAAUUCCGGGAGCCAGCAGUCCUGGUCCUUCAGGUCUGGGACUAUGACAGGAUUUCGGCAAAUGACUUUUUAGGAGCAAUUGAAUUAAAACUAAAUGAUAUGGUGAGAGCUGCCAAGAGUUCAGAGCAGUGCACCAUCAAGAUGGCCAAAGAGAAAGCCAUGCCUCGCUUCUCCAUCUUCCGAAAUAAGCGAAUGAGAGGCUGGUGGCCCUUCAUCAAACUAAAAGGUCUGGAAGAUAUUGAGCGGGAAGAGAGAGAAGCGAAACAGAAGAAGAAAAAGAAGAAAAAGAAGAAUAAGUGGAGGAGAUCAGUAAACCCAGAAGAUGUUGAGUUUGCAGACCCUAGUGGAAACAUCUUCAUACUAACAGGAAAAGUGGAAGCUGAAUUUCAGCUACUGACUGUAGAGGAGGCUGAGAAGAGCCCAGUUGGUCUUGGGCGCAAAGAGCCUGAGCCCCUGGAUAAACCAAACCGACCAAAAACUUCCUUCAAUUGGUUUGUGAAUCCAAUGAAAACAUUCAUCUUCUUCAUUUGGAAACGGUACAAAAAGUACAUAAUUGCACUGCUAGUAAUUGCUAUUUUGACCAUAUUCUUGGUUCUGAUCCUCUACACAAUGCCUGGAUACAUCAGUGAGAAGAUCAUAAAUGGCUAAGCCAUUUAUCUAUAUCUAAGCUGGGACUUGACAGUGAAAGAUAAAAAUGAUGUAUGUACUGAAGAAACUGAAAAACAUUUUAUUGCUAACUGAUGGUGCCUGGAGCACUCUGAAAAGGUAACUAAUCAAGGAAAGAAGAAACCACUCACAUCUGAACAAUCAAACUGCUCAUUCACAUCUAUGUGAUGAUUAUAGUCAUGCAAGAACCAUGAGCAUUAUUAGGUCAAAACUUGCCUGCCAUUAGUCCUGAUCCUGAAGAUUAUAAUACACUUGAAUGGAACUGGCUGUGUAGGUUCUUGCAGCUAAAAUAACCCACCGGUCACUCUGAUAUAGAAAUACUGCCAUAUGGAAAAGGACUGACUCUUCUGUUUGACAUAACUGUUGGGUUGAAUCCAGACCAAAUUUCCUACCCCUGUCCCACUCCUGAGAAAUAUGGGAUCCUGAGGAAUGUCAAGCUGUAUUGGGAGGAAUGUGGAAAUUGUCAAUUUAGUUUGGAUCCAACCCACUGUCUGCAUUUAAAGAAUGCAUUGUAUCCACAAAAUCAUGACUCUUGUGUUAAAAAAAUGUUUACACAAUUGAACUCCACGUGACCAAAGACCAACAUAUCCAGAAGGGUGAUGAUAAGACAAUAAUUUGAUUAAGUUUUUUUUAUAAGCAGAUAUAAUUUUAAGAGGGACAUGGGCAUGAACAUCAACCAGUUGAAAGAGUUGUGGCAAACAGGGAAGCAUGGAGGGGACUGAUUUAUAGAGUAUCCAAGAGUUGGAUACGACUAAUCGGAUAAAGAAGAAGAAUUUUCAAACCAUUCGGUUUUCAUUUGGUUUAUAUGAUACAAAUGGUGAGGAACAAUUCUGCAAAUGGACCAGUCUGGACAUGUUAAAGAGGGUUAAUUUCAGCAUUGCAGAAGGUGAGGGGCAGUGCAAUCCUGUGGGGGAGUCAUUGUGGUGCAUCGGGGGAUGGUUCGAUCAUGAUGCAGCCAUGCUAUCUCCCCGCAGACUUGCUGCAUUGUGAACAGCAAUCCUAAAGCAACGCUGCCCCUGCCCUAUGAAAUUGGCCUAUGUGGCUCAAUGGGAUGUGCCACUGAUUUUGCUAGUGUAAGUCUUCACCAGCAAAUAGUGUCACUUCCUUAUCCCUGGGAAGGUGACUAAAGCAGGCCCUUCCUUCGGGAAUACCCCCUUUGGCACAGGCUCCUUCACUGGUUCGUCACCCUGCUUUGCGGCUUCUCAGCACCAGCAUAAAUUCCUCCGUGCCAGCAUAAAUGCUCCUUACACCAGCUCAAGAGGCAUUUAUACUGACAUUGGGGUCAUGCUGUCUCCAGAGUGGUUUUGCCCCUCAUCAGGAUUGCACUGUAAAAAUGGCAAGGAGUGUCCAACUCCACAAUUUUUUAAGCACCCUUUCAAAUUUUGUGCUGAACCAAAGCAGAGGCUGGAUAUUGGACUAGUUCAAAUCUGUCCAACUUGUAGAUCUGUCCCACCAAGUCAAGCUCUGCCCAUUAUCCAAGUAGGAUACUCUGCUCUGAACUCAAUAAACCUCCUGUUUUCCCUGCCUGCCUGUAUCUGCAAAGCUUCAUCAUGUGAUUGGCAGUCCACAAUCCAUGCCUGGUAAUCUCUGUUCAGAUGAACUGGUCACAAAGUAUACAAACCUGAUUUAGAUCAGCUCUGGAAGAGCUUUGAGAGGUAAUCAAGCAAUAUGACUCCAACCUACAUCUUCUCAACAGUGCAAUAUAGGAAGAGGAAUAGCAGAGCUGUUGUUGGCAGAGCCAGGCAGCUGGAUUGGUAGAAGAGAUUAGCAAUCUCAUGUUCUACCAGCAAUUUUUAUUUAAUGUUCUGAAAUGGGGUGGGGGGCUAUUCUUUGUCUAACACAGGGGUCUGCAACCUGCAGCUCUCCAGAUGUUCAUGGACUACAAAUCCCAUCAGCCAGCAGGGGCUGAUGGGAAUUGUAGUCUGUGAAAAUCUGGCGAGCCGCCGGUUGCAGACCCCUGGUCUAACAGGUGCCAAUGCCGUUUUUAACAGUGUCAAUAUAUAAAGCAAUAUAUAAAUUGAAAGAAUCAUUUUUUAUGAGCAACACAACAUCACAGUUUGGAAUGAUGAGAAAAUACAUCUGUAAUAGCUGAAGGUUGUUAGAUUAUCCACAAGAUAUGAAUGAUAAUGGCAUUCCUGUAGAUGCCCAAAAUGACUGCUUGUGCAAACUAAAAUUCUGCAUGCCAUAUUGGCAGUGUACGUAAGUGAUACUGGUGUGAUUUGAUUUUUGCCAUUCCUGUAGAUGUCUCUUCAGUAUAUUUGUUGGAGUCCCUGGAAUAGGGAGGCUCAUGUAUAUUUUUUAAAUAAAUGGCUCUGUCACAUGUAAA